AUGAGCAGACCACAGGGGCGACCACGCGGUCCCCCACCCGCGGGCCUCAAAGGCUUUGGAAGCGUGGACGCGGCCAAGCCGGGCGGUGCGUCGCUUGGCAAGGGCGGCUUCGGCGGCUUCGAGACGGCCCGGAGCAAGAGCGGCCUGGCGUACGUCGCCGAGCGGGCGGACCUGUCGGCCAUUUCGGAUGCGCACGCCGUCGUCUCGUUCAAGAACCUCGCCAAGAAGGACAGCACAACCAAGGCGCGGGCGCUCGAGGAGCUGCUGGCCCACGCACAAGCACACCCGUACUCGAGCGGCGGCGGCGGCGGCGUGGAGGACGCGAUCCUGGAGGCGUGGGUGCAGUGCUACCCGCGGCUGUCGAUUGACGAUGCGCGGCGGGUGCGCGAGCUCGCCCACACGGUGCAGCUGGCCCUCAUGCAGUCGGCGCGCAAGCGCAUGGAGCGGCUCGUUCCCAAAGUGGCCAGUGCGUGGCUGGCCGGCACGUACGACCGCGACCGCGCCGUGGCGAAGGCGGCGGCCGACGGCCUGGCCUCGUUCCUGACGACCGACGACAAGACCACCGUGUUCUGGCGGCGUCUGCAGCCGCACAUUCUGCAGGACGCGACGGCCGCCAUGCAGGAAACGCCCGCCACGCUGAGCGACCUGCGCUCGACGACCCACGACGACGCCGACCUCAAGUACCACCGCGUGCUCUACAGCAGCCUGUCCCUCGUGCUGGCACUGCUGCGGACGCUGUCCGUCGCCGACACCGCGGGCCUGGCGCACGCCUACACACAAUUCUUCGCCGUCGAGGCCCUCUGGAGCCGUGCCGCCUUGUCGCCCGACAGCCACGUGCGGCGCGUGACGUACGAGCUGCUUCUGGCGUGCCUCGAGACGCGGCCGGACCUGCUCGAAGCGCCGGCGCAGCUGGCGCGGCUCACCAAGCUGCUGACACAAGACGCGCCCAAGACGAGCCAGGCAGGGUCCGUGGUGGACUACCUGCGGGUCCUGCAGACGCUGACCGAGGCACACCCCGGGAUCUGGGCCGACGGCGGCCACCCGUUCACGCGCCUGCGGCCGCUGAUCGAGAAGGGCUCGCAAGGCACGGCCGCGUCGCCCGCCGCACCGUCGCGCAACUUCUGGACACAACUCGACGCCCUGUUUGCCUCGAUGUCGCCACGAGACAUUGCCGCAGAAGCAGCGUCGUCCGUCCUGGCCUCGUUUCGCAAGGGCCUGUCGAGUCGCGACGAGCCGCAGAGCAAUGCCAUUGACGGCUGGACGGCCUACCUGUCCAUGGUGCGACGGCUGGUGGACGUUGUCACGCCGGACGAGGCACGCGUAGCUCUGGUCGAGGCCAACGUCUUCCCGUUGCUGGACCGCUUCCUGGGCCCGCCGCCGACGGACAGUGUCGGCACAGUGUGGGCGACGGGUGCGCACCUCCCCGUCCUGACCCGCGCAUCCCUCCUGGUGGCGCGACCGGCAUACGCAGACAUUGUCGCCUCGGCGCGGAGUGAGUGGGCACGGCUCGCCAGCGACUUUGCCGGCCGCAUGGCCAACUCGCUGCCCGAGGUGUCCAAGGCGUUCACGGCGUCGCAGCAGGCCAUUGCCGGCGAGGGCGACCGGUGGUUCGCGCUGGUCGCCGACAUCCACCGGUCUGUGCAGCAGGUCGAGGCGCGGCAGUCCACCGCCGACGGCGCCGCGGCCAACCUCGUGGAGCACGUCCUCGAGCAGCCGACGCUGUCGCUCCUGCAGAGCGCCGUCGACCUCUUGACCAAGCGCAACUUCAAGCCCUUUGGCGCCGCGCAGCUGGUCCGUGCCGCCUUCUCGCUCGCGCCUCAUGUAUUGCAGGCCAACGAGACGGGCACAGCCGUGAUCGAGUCUCUCUUCCCCGUCGACGACGCCGAGCAGCUCUCUCUCGUCGUCGCCUCGCCCUCCGCACCGGCCCUUCUCUCGUGCCUCCGGUCCAUGGCCACCAUCCCCGCGUUCCACGACCAGUACACACGCAUCUACGCCUCCAUCCUCUCUCUCUUGCUGGCCAACAAGGACGCCGAGCCCGACACCACGGCCAGCAGCAUUGCCCUGCUCAUCUCGGACGCGUCCGAUGCCGCUCUCGCCACCAGUCGGCGCAACAGCGACCUGCAAGAGUAUCUCGGUGGCGCCUGCUUUGCGACGGCCCAGGGCCAGCUGUCGAGCUGGGACCUCUUCCACGCCGUGUCGGCAUCGAACGCGCUGUCGCCGGCCACGGCAAAGAAGCUUGCCGCGGCUCUUGUUCGCUCUCUCGGCGGCGGCGACACCUCCAACCCAGCCGGUGUCCUCACGGCCCUCGAGACGAUGGCCACCAAGUCACCCGAGCUGCUCGCCGACGACGAGGAGCUGCACCUGGAGCUCGUCACCAAGCUGCUGGGCAUGAUGGAGGUCCACGACACGGCUCUCUCUGCCAAGGUGCACGCUCUGCGCGCGCUUGUCGACGGCAGCAGCAGCAGCAGCAACAGCACCAGCCGUACCCAUACCGGUGAGGGCGACGCCAAGGGCGCCCAGUCCACGCGCCUCAUCAAGAUUGUCCAGGACAACCUCGACAGCGCCGGGCCCAACUCGCUCGAAAUCGACACGCUUGUCGAGCAGGCCGCCAGCAUCGCCAAGGCACCCAGCGUCACCGACGAGGACAAGGAGAACCUGUUCCCCAAUACCAACAUCUGGAUGCAAGCCAUGCAGGCCUUUUUGGCCCCUGGCAGCACCGGCGGCCUGAACCUGAACCCAUCGCUGUCGCUGACGAGCAACGUCGGAGGAGCGUACCUGCUUGUGCCCUCGUCCGGCCAGCGGGCACACGCCCAAAGACAACGACCGGCCGUCCACCGCGACCGCCACGGCCGCUCCGUCCCGGCGCGCAUGGCUGCGUACGCGACGCAAUUGCUGGCAACAGUGGUGGACGACGACAGCGUGGCCCUUGCGGCGCUCCCGCAGGAAUUCCAGGUCGAGCUGCUGUAUCUCCUGUACCUCGUGGCCGAGCUGGGCUCGGACCAAGUGGCCCUCUCCGACGCCCACAGCCUGUGGGGCGACCUCACCGAUCCGUUUGUGCUCGCCGCCGCCGAGGACGCCAUUGCCGCCAUCCGGUCCACACUGGCCGGCGUUCUGCGGGCUGGCCGCUCUAACUCGUCGGCCUCGCCACUCUCGGACGCGCUCGUGGCCGCCAUGCUCCAGCAGACGCAACAACCGACCGCCCUCGCCGUGUACACGACCCGGGCCCUGAGCGGUCUGCUGCAGACGCGCAUGGAGGGCCGCACCUUUUCUGCCGCGGUCGACGAGGCGUACGUGGUGAAGCAGAACCUUUGGAAGACUGGUGCAGGCACCGGAACGACCCUCGGCGCACUGGCCUUUUUGUCCGGCUACGGCGAGGUGUUGGUGGCCUCCCCGUCCGUGUCCAACUUUUGCAACCGCCUCAUCAGCCACGUCGCCGGCGCCGACCCGCGCGCCAGCCACGCCAAGGCCCAGUCAACGCUCGAGACGCUCGUCCUGCUCAAUGCGUGCAUGGCUGUCUACGAGGUGGGCGCGCUGCCGACGGCCAGCAACCGGCUGAUGUUUGCCGUGAAGCAGAUUACGUCUUGGUUUGGUCGGGGCGACGACGGCGACGACGACGACGACAACAAAGAGGACGCGGCUCUCGACCCCCGCAUCGCCGCCGAGAGCUGCCGCGCCCUGCAGCGCCUCUUGCCCUGCAUCAAGGACAUGUAUGGCCCGCACUGGGAGCGCAGCAUCAAGUACAGCAUUGGCUUGUGGGACCAAGCCGCGGCCGUUGCGUCGGCACCGUCGUCGGCACCGUCGUCGGCACCCUCGUCGGCGCUGGACGAACACCUGCCCUACGUCUACGCGUCUCUGAAGCUGAUGGGUGCCCUCGACGCACUGGACGAGCCCAACGACGAUCUCGAGGACACGCUGGCCCUGUUUUCCGAGGCCAAGUGGACAGGCUUGCGCCGUCUGUUGCUCGCCCUGGCGCAUCGCCGUCCGAGUGCUGCUGCUGCUGCUGCUACGAGCUCAACACGCACACAGCCCCAGAUCGUCGUGGAUGCCCUGCUGUGCCGCAUGGCCAGCAAGACGCCCCUCCACCUCUUGACGGCCGACUCGGCGGAUCUCUACACGCUUGUUGCCUCCGACUCGCGCGACAUCCAGGCCGCCGGCUACGGCUUUCUGCACCGCGCCCUGCCGGCCCAGCAGGAAGAGCUUUCGUUCAACACCAUCCUCGAAAAGAAGGAGGCCCGCCUGCCCGACGAGCUGCUGUCGCUGCUGCUCGGCGCGCCCACCCUCGAGGCGUAUCCGGACGACGUCCUCGCGACCUUCCCGACGCCCGUCCGCGGCUACCUGCUGGCCUGGCGCCUCGUCUUUGACGCCUUUAGCACCGCGUCCGCCAAGGUGCGCAGCGACUACGCGGCGCACCUCGGCAGCAGCAGCCACGUGGCCGCCCUCUUGGACUUUAUCUUUGACGUGCUCGGCCACUCGGCCGCCCGGCCGCUGAACCUGGACAAGGAAGGCCUGGCGGACCGCGCCAGCAUUGCCGCGUACGACCUGGCGGCGGCCGAGGCCUCGCGGUCGGACGAGGCGCACAUGCACCAGCUGCUCGUGCACCUGUACUACCUGGUGCUCAAGUACGUGCCGGGCCUGUUCAAGGCGUGGUACACGGCCUGCCGCACCAAGCAGACGACGGUCGCCGUCGAGGCCUGGACGGCCAAGUACGUGUCGGCCCUCGUGGUCGAGGAGGUGCUCGACGACGUGGCCGCGUGGGCCGCGUCGUCCGAGGGGCGGGGCGGGGCCUCCGGCUCUGCCGCCGGCGACGACGACCACGACAUGACGAUCAAGACCAACAAGCGCGCCCGCGAAGUCGUCGCCGGCUACGAGGUCGACGAGCUCACGCUGUCCAUUGCGCUGCGCCUGCCGGCCAACUACCCGAUUGACAACGUCGCCGUCGUCGGCCUCAACCGCGUGGCCGUCGACGAGAAAAAGUGGCAGAGCUGGCUCAUGAUCACGCAGGGCGUCAUUGCCUUUGCCAACGGCAGCCUCGUCGAGGGCCUGGCCGCGUUCCAGCGCAACGUGCUCGGCGCCCUCCAGGGCCACACCGAGUGCGCCAUCUGCUACAGCAUCAUCUCGGUCGAGAAGCGCGUGCCCGAGAAGCGCUGCGGCACCUGCAAGAACAUGUUCCACCGGUCGUGCCUCUACAAGUGGUUCCUGUCGAGCAACCAGAACUCGUGUCCGCUGUGCCGGAACCCCAUCAGCUUCCUGGGGUCCGAGAAGUUUAAGCGGCGGGAUGUGGAGUACUGA
Molecule: messenger RNA, 5289 nt
Organism: Sporothrix brasiliensis 5110
Lineage: Eukaryota; Fungi; Ascomycota; Sordariomycetes; Ophiostomatales; Ophiostomataceae
Product: ring zinc finger protein
Exons: 1
Coding region: 1-5289 (1762 amino acids)
Biological process (GO): ribosome-associated ubiquitin-dependent protein catabolic process; rescue of stalled cytosolic ribosome
Cellular component (GO): cytosol; RQC complex
Molecular function (GO): ribosomal large subunit binding; ubiquitin protein ligase activity
Source: RefSeq, a predicted model, not a curated record